Molecule: messenger RNA, 309 nt
Organism: Penicillium paradoxum
Lineage: Eukaryota; Fungi; Ascomycota; Eurotiomycetes; Eurotiales; Aspergillaceae
Product: LYR motif-containing protein 2
Exons: 5
Coding region: 1-309 (102 amino acids)
Cellular component (GO): mitochondrion
Source: RefSeq, a predicted model, not a curated record
AUGCGGCCCUCACCCCAUUUCCUAGCCGCGGUCGCCCGCAGCCAGCCUUCCAAGCUGAAGAAGCCUGCCAUCGGUCUAGACCAUUUUAUCCAAAGACAGCGGGUGUUAUCAUUAUGGCGGGAGAUCGUACGAGCAUUAAUAAAAAUUCCUCCGUCAUCAACGAGGACUGAGCUGCACAGAUACGCGCGCGAUGAGUUUGAGCGCCAGCGCGGGGUAUCAGAUUUGCAACACAUAAGAUACUUGCUUUCGACCGGCAAAGCAGAAUUUGAGACUAUGAGACGCUAUAUCGACGAACAGAUCGCUGGUUGA